UGGUGAUCUUUCACUCAGCCGCUCAGCCGCCAGGAGAUCUGUUGGUUCCUGGGAGGAGCUCCUCUGAAUCCUUGCAGAUUUCUAUGCUCUUGACGACCCAGAUCAGUGGAUUACAGUCAUUGAAAAGCUUCGGUGACUUCGGAAGAUUACUCUGUUUGGUGUGCGCUCACAUUGCCAGGCUAGGGGACUGAGCGGUGGAACCCCCUUGUUAGUUUUUUUAAAGAAGAUCAGAAAGGAAGACGGGGUAUGAAGUGUGGAUUAGAGGUCCUAAAUCUUUGCCUAGCACCUCGGUCUGGCUCUUUAUAAAUAGAUUGAGGAGCGCAAUGAAUUUAUGGGAUCAUGCAAAGUUUCCUUGAAGCUUCUUCUGGAGCCUAGCUUCCGGAUCCAGAAACUUCUCCAAAAACAGACCUGCUGUGCCAGGCGGUCUGAAUGGACCGGCAUCUCCGCUUGGAGAAGUUGCAGCUUCAUUUUCUGUUGAGAGGUUCAUCUCUUGGGUGACCUGGUGGCUUUUCGGCGAAUGAUGGAGAAACGUAAACCCGCCGGACUGCUGACCUUGCCGUACCAUCUGCACCCGGUGCCCCUGAGCCUGCCUGGGACGCUGCCCCGCCUUCCUCUGAGUGACCCGUUCACGGUCUCCUUGCAUCUGGACGCCGCGUGCUGCGCCCCGAGACGGCCCUACCUGCCCCUGCCGCUGGACGGCGCCUUCCAGCCCACCUUUCUCCACAAGCGCAACCUGCGCGAGCGGCAGCGGGUGCGCUGCGUGAACGAGGGGUACGCGCGCCUCCGAGACCACCUGCCCCGGGAGCUGGCUGGCAGGCGCCUCAGCAAAGUGGAGACCCUCCGCGCCGCCAUCAGCUACAUCAAGCACCUCCAGGAGCUGCUGGAGCGCCACGCGCGGGGGCAGGAGGGCCCCGCCGGCACCCCGCACAGGCCCGAAUGCAACAGCGAUGGCGAGUCCAAGGCCUCGUCAGCGCCUUCGCCCUGCAGCGAGCCCGAGGAGGGGGGCAGCUAGCGAGCGCCGGGACUCCUGGCCGCACCUCCGUGCCCGCUGCACGGCGCGCCUUUGCAGUCUGGUCUAAGGUUCUCUCCGAAGUUGGUGGCAUUUCUAAAAAAAUGUUCCUGGUUUUACUUCCAGGAAAAAAAAAAAAUCUUAGGAAUAAGAAAUUAGUGCUUGAGGGGGAAAAGAUAUUUUGACAUUCUGGUUUAUCUCCUCUUGUUGGUUUUGUGCCUGCAAUUCGAAGGUGCUCAUGAAAAGAAACUCUUCUGUACUUCUCAAAUGCAAACCAUACCAGAUUCUGAGCACCUUGUCCUGAAAACUCAAAAGGGAAUGCCAGUGGUAAUUUCCUACAGCCAGCUGUUUGGGUCAAGUCUGUACAAACUAUUGAAAUAAAUCCGCCGGUAACCAAAGAACUUUCCAAAAGUAAAUAAAUGACAGUUAUUAAGAUGAGAGGAAUGUUUUCUUGCAUUCCUUCCUUUGGGAAUUGCAUUCGAAAUUUAAUCGACUCCAUGCUGUGGGUGAAGGUGGUGACACCUGAGAAUACAUUUGUCAGAGCGCGCUGCUAGGCCAUGCUGUUGACUGAAUAUGUGAACAGUGGUGCGAGCGGAGACGUUCUGUAUUUGAUACGUCCCGUUUUAUCAAAAAGUGGCUUUUGAAAACUUCAUAGCAUUUAGCAGAUGACCUAUGUUAGUGUCCAUGAUCUCUUUGGAAGAGAACUCAGAUUUGUAUGAACACUUCCUUUCCCUCUCAGUUUCUGUGCGCUGUUCUUUUCAUUUCCGUCUUCUUUGCACCGCCCCUUGUAGUUCUCAUUCCAUCUAAUUUUGGCUACACUGAAGUGACAUUGUGACUUUGGGAAAAAAAAAGAAAAGAAAAGAAAAGAAAAUGCUUAGCUGGUUGAAUGGGAUGGACUGAAGUUGGUACAUUCUCAAAUUUCCACCACCACGAGGGCUUCCUGGUAUGUUGAAAUUAUCUAGUGACGUUGGCUUUUAAAAAUACUUAAUUCUGGUCAUUUUUUUCCCCCUGAGAAAAUUAUAAAUUCAGUAGAUAAGUCAAAAGCUUGUUUACCUAAGAAAUAAACUUCCUCUCUCUAAAGUUAUUUUCUAAUAUGCUGAAUUGCCCUUUAGACACAGGCAGCUUUGGUUUGAGGGUGGGGAGUGGGCCUAGGAAAUAGACAAAAAGACAAAACUGACAAUGGUGAGCCCUUUCAGGGAACUACUUCACUUAAUCCCCACACUGGCCUCAUAAAGUAGAUUUUAUUAGCCCCUUGUUACGGAUGUGUCAACUGAGGGAAGCUAAUAUUUAGUGAACAUCUUUUACAUGCCAGGAAUUCAGUUGUGUGCUUUCUACAUGUUGUCCUAUUUAAUUCUCAUAAAUCUGUGCGGUGUGUAUUACACAUAUUUUGUGGUUUUAAAGAAAGAAAAUGAAGAUCAAGGUUGUCUCCCUUGCCCAGGAUAGUGGUGCUAUGAUUCGUUGAGCUGAGAUCUAGUCCUUCCCUUGCUCCAAGCAAACAAUACUUGACCUGUGGAAUGCUAAAGCCAUGUUAAAAAGUAUAAUUACUAGUAUUUAUAACGGUGAGUUAAAAUGGCAUGCUAUUGUUCCCAGCUGCACAGAUAAAUGCUGUGCAAUGAUUCACAUCCACACUUCCCUUUUCCUUAAGGACAAGGGAGAGUCUUUUGGUUUGAAUGAACAAGAUGUAAGAGCUGUUUUCUCUUACCCAUCACUUAGUUACAGCCUGACACACUCCCACAAUAUAUUCAUUUUAGUCUCCAGGCGGGUUGUUAUUCCAUGUGAGGGUUUCAGUGAAGCAAGUCUAAGUGAAAUAUACUUACUAAUUAGGGAAGAAAAGGCAGGGGACAACCAUGUUUCCUUCCUGGUGAUCGGAGGAGAUGCUAAUUUCAUCAAGUCACUAAGAGCCUGGCUUUUUUAGGGGCCUUGGAUGGGCAGUAAUCACACUUUCCAUUCCUUUAUUCUGGUCCAGCCAUGGUGUAACACCUUAAAAGUUUUUGACACUUUCUAAAGUAGGAAUAGUAACAAUAAAAGAGUAUAUUUUGUUUCAUCUACACAGGCUAUGUGAUUGCUUUUUAAA
Messenger RNA from Hipposideros armiger (great roundleaf bat), 3083 nucleotides. It is a transcript of the gene ASCL4, whose product is annotated as achaete-scute family bHLH transcription factor 4. The transcript has a single exon. The record is from RefSeq and is a predicted model, not a curated record. Gene Ontology annotation, biological process: regulation of transcription by RNA polymerase II; developmental process. The coding region runs from base 518 to 1012 and encodes 164 amino acids. Gene Ontology annotation, molecular function: DNA-binding transcription factor activity, RNA polymerase II-specific; RNA polymerase II transcription regulatory region sequence-specific DNA binding; protein dimerization activity. NCBI's taxonomy places the organism in Eukaryota, Metazoa, Chordata, Mammalia, Chiroptera, Hipposideridae.